CGUACUCCCCCACCCGCAACCAAUCAAUUCUCAAUGAGCUGUGGAAUUCAACUGCGAAACGGCGACAACGACGUGUAUUUGUAAUUGUAUAUCCAAAGAAAAUGAGUAACAUUAUAACUAUUUUCGAACUUUCGUGAAAAACGCUUCAAAUCACAUAUUAACUACAAAACGCCUUAAAUGAAAUAGUUUUUCGUGUUUUUGGUAAAAAUUCACUAUACACAAAAUUAAUGCUGAAAUAUGGCUAGAAAUCGUGCAAGAACACCAACGACAUUCACAUACUGUGUGCUAGUGGUGCUGUUGAUAACAUUGUCCAGCAUUUUCACGGUUACGAUAAGAGCGGAAGAACAAAACCCACAGCCGCAGCAACAACAAUCGAAUGCUGCCAUUUCCCCCAACGGCAAUGAUGUUCCCUUGGCAAGUCAUAACAAAAUUUCAUCAAAUGCUACUUCAACGGCAGGAGAUUCUACACAACAAUCUAAUAACAACGGUGGCAAUACGCAAAAUAGUUCAUCACCAGCAGGAAACGCCGAACAAUCUAAAUCCAAUCUAACAAAUGACGCAAAUAAACCAAACAACAAUUCUGUGUCAACAAAUGAAAAUGGUGGUCCACCAAAUGGCGAGAAUGCAUCAUCAUCGAGUUCAACCACCACAUCCAUAUCUCCACCACCAGCAAAUAACUCACAGCAGCAGAAUGAAACAAAAGUGGUUACAGAACCUCCACUGCCAGAUCAUCAUGCCGUGGAACAGGAGCACAAUUCAUCGCUGUCGCUGUUCUUUGUAAUAUGUGUCAUAAUGUUGGGUAUUUUACUCAUCCACUCAAUGCUACAGACCGGAUUCCAAUAUUUACCCGAAUCCAUUGUUGUGGUAUUUUUGGGUGCCCUAAUUGGUUUGCUGUUGAAAGUAAUGUCCGGUGAAAAUGCCAGCUGGAAACGUGAGGAGGUAUUCUCACCAACGGGAUUCUUUUUGGUCCUAUUACCACCGAUCAUCUUUGAGUCUGGUUACAAUUUACAUAAGGGUAACUUUUUUCAAAAUAUUGGCUCAAUUCUGGUUUUCGCCAUUGUCGGUACGACAAUUUCGGCUCUAGUUAUUGGAGCUGGUAUUUAUUUGUUGGGCUUGGCGGAGGUUGCUUAUCGCCUCAACUUCUCCGAAUCAUUUGCCUUUGGAUCGCUGAUAUCCGCCGUUGAUCCUGUUGCAACAGUUGCCAUAUUUCAUGCCUUGGAUGUUGAUCCCAUACUUAACAUGUUGGUAUUUGGUGAGAGCAUUCUGAACGAUGCCAUUUCGAUUGUAUUGACCACAACGGUAACACAAUCAGCAAAUAGUCCACUCUAUGCCAAGAUGACAACAGGGGAGGCUAUUUUCUCCGCCCUAAAGACAUUCUGCGAAAUGUUCUUCGCUUCGGCUGGUAUUGGUGUAAUAUUUGCUUUAAUAUCUGCUCUAUUAUUGAAACACAUCGAUUUGCGAAAACAUCCAUCAUUGGAAUUUGCCAUUAUGUUAAUGUUUACUUAUGCUCCAUAUGUUUUGGCCGAGGGUAUACAUUUGAGUGGUAUCAUGGCGAUAUUAUUCUGUGGUAUUGUCAUGUCACACUAUACACAUUUUAAUUUAUCCACAAUAACGCAGAUCACAAUGCAACAGACCAUGCGUACCUUGGCCUUUAUAGCUGAAACAUGUGUCUUUGCCUAUUUAGGAUUGGCCAUAUUCUCGUUCAAACAUCAAGUGGAGUUGUCAUUUGUAAUAUGGGCCAUAGUUUUAUGUUUAAUUGGUAGGGCGUGUAAUAUAUUCCCUCUGGCCUAUUUGGUCAACAAAUUCCGUGAACAUAAAAUCACAAAUAAAAUGCAAUUUAUCAUGUGGUUUUCGGGUCUUAGAGGUGCCAUUUCUUAUGCCUUGUCAUUGCAUUUAGAUUUGUCUAGCGAUGAGACUAGACAUGUCAUAAUUACCACAACAUUAAUUAUUGUGUUGUUUACCACUUUGGUAUUUGGUGGUUCAACAAUGCCUUUGCUAAAAUAUUUGAAACCAGGCAAGAAACGUCGUUCGCGUUCCACACGUGGUUCGGCAUCUUCGGCAUCAACACGUUUGCGUAGCACAUCUCGUAAACGUUCCAAAUCCAUAUCGCUGUCGAAAACUCGCGAAUGGGGUCAAGCCAUUGAUUCGGAACAUUUAUCCGAGCUAACCGAAGAGGAAGAUGUGUCAUUUGCCCAGACACGUAUAGCAGGUUUUGGUCGUCUAGAUCGUAAAUACUUUAUACCAUUCUUUACACGUCGAUUUAAUAGUCAAGAAUUACACGAAUGCAAGUCACAAAUGGCCGAUUUGACUAAUAAAUGGUAUCAGGCAAUACGGGUUAGUCCCUUGGACUCGGAUGAAUCAGAUGAAGAAAUGGGUCUAUCGGCCAGCACUAGUCAAAGUACUUUAAAUGCAAGAACUUAAUGGGUAAGGUGGGUGUCGCUAAAGUAAUGGCAAUGGGAAAUAUAGCAACAAUUGUGAUCAUCAUCUGGGUAGGAAGAAUAAAAUUGUUAUCUUGGUAUACGAUAGAAAUUGUUGGAGGUUUUUGCUCAACAUAGAGAUUUUUUUUCAUUUUUUAGUCACAAUUUGUUUUCAAUAAUUGCACAAUUUUUUUGUAACAUUUUACCAGCUUUUAUUUUAUGUUAACUCAUAUAUUUGCACUUUGUACUAAUUUAAAGGUGUCGUUUUUUCAAGUUUCAAAUCUCUAGCAGUAACAUUUUUAUGCACACAUUCAAUUUUGGGUUAUUUUAACAUUUAACUUACAAAUAUUUUGGAUUUACAUUCAUAUUCCUAUCUCAAACUCAUCAUCUACACAAUUUCUUUGAUUUCCAAAUUAUUGUGUGGUUGCUAAAUGUUGUCUUAGCGUGCACAAAUCAAAAGGUUUUCAAGCAAAUAGAGGAUUUUUACAAAAUGAAAACUCCAAGUCUUAAAUCAGUGACAACCAAAAAUGCCCCUCCUUGUUAUGAUAGGUUUUGGGAUAAGCCAGACCAACAGUCCACUGUCCAUUCAGCAAAGUGGUAUGUAAGUUAAGGAAGAUUAUUUUAAUUGUAGAAUUAGAACAAGGAUAUUCUAUGAGUCAUUUCCCAUAAAUGUUUGUAAAACGGAAAAGUUCGAAGGCUUGAUUAGGACGAUAUAGGAAUAAGAUUUGAUUUUCUAAAAUGAUGUGUCUUAUCUUUUUGAACACUGGAUAGCCUUAAUUUCCUCGUCAUGUUCACAGCAUACCAUAUUACUUUUCUGCCACAUACUAGCCACUUACUUUACAAGCCAUGGGGAAAUGUAAGAUAUGCUAAAUAUUGAAGAUUGAUGAUGUGAAAUCUAAUGCCAAAUCAUUAUUUUAUUAAAAAUGAGGGUCAGUUACACUGUUGUGUAGAUGUAGGUGACAGAUUGAACCCUUAAUUCACCUAGCAGCCACCGGCUGAUUCGAUUCAUCGGAUACCCUUGAGAUGCUUAAUGCAAGCCACAGAUUGCAAUUGCGGAGAGGGAGAAUUAUAUGGCUUUUGAAAUCUAGAAACCAAUACAACUCAGUGAGUCGUACAAUUUCCCCAAUAGACUUUGGUCACAGAAUCUUUGAUUACGAGACCGAUUAACUGCCAAAACGUGGGCACUCUCAUUUUCCUUUGAGAUUCAGCUAAUCCAAAAGAUAAUCAUAAUAGUAUCCUUUGGAGUUGGUAGAAAAUCGUUUCCUUGACUCAUGCCUUUCUACCAAUGUCCAGUGUUUCAAAAUGCUAUCUUAUCUAGUGGCCAAAGUGUUUAGGAUCACAAAAAUAUUCUCUAUUUUUUGGAUGAAGUCUUUUCUAUUGUCUCUUUUAAGGACGUUUCGAUCAUUCCUUGGGCGCGUAUAUCAAAUGGACUAUAGGAAGGUUUAAAGGGGAGGGCCGUCACUGAAAAUUUUUUUUUUAUUAUUUCUUUUUGACUUUUCGUUAAUACCAUUGAAAUUUCAAAUUAUGGCUCUUCAUGUUAUGACGUCUGGUUUAGAAAGUAGAAGGUAGAAUAAGGAGGUAGAACAGCUUUGUAAAACUACAGAAAUACAGCCCUGAGGCUAUGCCCGCUUCCUGUCAGAAUUAUUCAAAAUAAUAUCCAACAACUUGUUUUCAUUUAUUUCAUAUUUUUUGUUCAUGUUCUCUCAAAAAUAUGAUCCUAAGUGUUCAAUAUUUCAAUUCCGUGAUUUAAGUUUCUUCCAAUCAUUGAUUUUGAAAACAUUUUGUUUUUAUUUUUCAAAACAAUAAAUUCAUACACAAAAUUGGCAGAAAAAAGCUUGGUCAUGGUUAGGCAUAUUUUGUGACAUUUCAUAAAGGGAUUACUGACCCGCACUUAGAUCCUGCCGUCGUUUUUCAUUAUAAUUUGGCAUUGAUAUACCUAGCCAUCUUCAAUCUCUUUAUGUACUUGCACCUUUAGAACAAAAUUGUAUUCAGCUUGGAGCUCUACCUUACCUUUUUAUUGUACCACGGAAUUACCCAGGCUAGUUAUUUGUCAGAUUUUAGCUGGAUAAAAUGGCAGCAUUAGUAGUUUUCUAGUAUUUUCUUCCCGAUCUAUGUCUAAUCAAGGCUUUCCAUGGCUGAUAGUCUAUUCCAUAAGAUAACACCCAUGAAAUUCUAUUAGCAACAUAUAAUACAAAAAAUAUUUUUAAUUAGCAUUUGUAUUAAAAUUGUAUCACAAUUCCAACGAAAUCGAAAAAUACACAAAAAUCGAUUUAAAAAAAUUCUUUUAAAGAUAUUUUUAAUUUUUUAAAAUUAAGUUCCUUUAAAUAAAAUAGCUCAAAUUAUAUUUAUUUAAAUAUUCUAUAUAACAUAAAUAUUAUUUAUAUAUAUUUUCCGAAACUAAUUGCCAAUGUAUUGCAAAAACAGAUGUACCUUGAAAAAAUACAUUCACAAUUAACUACAUUAAUUACAUGACCAUAUAACAAUAACUCGCAUAUAAUUAUAUAUUUUUUUUUUGCAUACAACAGUAUUUAAAACAUCAUCGGAGUAAUGUUAUUCAUAUUUUUAUAAAUUAUUUUAAAUGUGUAUUGUUUUUUUCCGAAAGGUAGAUCCUUACAUUGUCAAAAACAGCCAUUUGAAAAUGUUAAGGAAUCCUAAUUAAUAUUAGAAAACCUAUUUAAUAAUAGAAAGAAAUUUUCAAUAUUAAAUUUCUUAUUUGUGAUCUACUUAUUUUCUUUGUGAAAGAAUGCAAUUUAUUUUUUUGUUAGCAAACCAAAUGAAAACAAUGUAAUUUAUAUUUUUAAUGUUGUAAAAUAAUAAGAAUGGUAAAAUGUAAAAAAAUAAAUAAACUAAUGAA
This is a messenger RNA of Musca domestica (house fly), 5271 nucleotides long. It is a transcript of the gene Nhe1, whose product is annotated as sodium/hydrogen exchanger 8. Gene Ontology annotation, cellular component: membrane; Golgi apparatus. The record is from RefSeq and is a predicted model, not a curated record. Gene Ontology annotation, molecular function: sodium:proton antiporter activity. Bases 238 to 2421 code for a protein of 727 amino acids. The transcript has 2 exons. Gene Ontology annotation, biological process: proton transmembrane transport; sodium ion transport; regulation of pH. Lineage: Eukaryota; Metazoa; Arthropoda; Insecta; Diptera; Muscidae.